Molecule: messenger RNA, 1462 nt
Organism: Pistacia vera
Lineage: Eukaryota; Viridiplantae; Streptophyta; Magnoliopsida; Sapindales; Anacardiaceae
Exons: 3
Coding region: 86-1240 (384 amino acids)
Source: RefSeq, a predicted model, not a curated record
GUUAACCCCUCUCUCUCUUCCAAAACUUUAUCCUUUCAUCAACUCUCUCUCUCUCUCUCUCUCUCGCUAACUCUCCACAGAAGCCAUGGAAAGGCUUCUAUAUUCAUCUUCCCCAACCCAUCUCAAGUUCUCGCCUCUUAAGCCUCCACUGGCGCGUUUUGACCCACCGAAACUCGGUCUUUUCCCUCUUUCACGGCCCGAUUCCAGGCGGUUCAGCUCAAUUUCGUGCAAAAAAGAGAAUCCAUCUCAGUUCUGUUAUUCUUCUUCGUCAAAGUUGAACAAUUUGCAGUCUACCUCUUCUUCUCGAGAAGACUCACUGGGUGAGUCGAUACCCAGUGCUCCUUCUGUCAAGCAGAUCGCUGCAAGUGCUGUUGGACAGAAAAAGGACUCAAUUCUUAAGGCAAUUGCUGCUGGAACUUUUGCGGCACUCUCUGCUAUCAUUGUGUUCUUGAUCCAGCCAGUUUUUGCACCAGCAGCUUUUGCAACAUUUCAAACUGCUGCUAAGACCGGGGGUCCUGCGGCUGCUGCGGCCGGAGGCAGGCUGCUCCGGACUGAAUUACUGAGUAGUGCUUGGACUGGUUUCUUUGCUGGCUGCUUACAUACCCUUUCAGGGCCAGACCACCUUGCUGCUUUGGCUCCACUGUCAAUUGGCCGUACUCGAUUGGAAAGUGCUGCAGUUGGAGCCCUUUGGGGCUGUGGCCAUGAUGCUGGUCAAGUUAUAUUUGGGUUACUAUUUCUGCUUCUGAAGGAUCGGCUCCACAUUGAAAUCAUCAGAAAUUGGGGCACAAGAGUGGUAGGAUUAACUCUACUUGCUAUUGGUGCUAUGGGUAUUAGGGAAGCUUCGGAAAUCCCCACUCCAUGUGUUGCCCUUGAAAACGGUGAGUGUGAUGUUAGUGUCUAUGAAUCUCUUGAAAACCCUGCUGUUGUAAAAAAGAAGAUUGGUCUUGCUACAUUUGCCACUGGAAUUGUUCAUGGUUUCCAACCAGAUGCUCUGAUGAUCGUCUUGCCUGCGCUUGCUUUGCCUUCACGCUUGGCUGGUACUGCUUUUCUCAUUAUGUUCUUACUUGGGACAGUAGUUGCAAUGGGAAGCUAUACAGUAUUUCUAGGUUCAUGUAGUCAGGCACUAAAGGAUAGGGUACCUAGAAUCACUGAGAAACUCACAUGGGCAUCUUCCAUUAUAGCAAUGGCUCUGGGAGUUGCCAUUCUCAUUAGCCAAUUUUUUGGAUUUAGCUUGUAUUGAUCCAUCUGACCCAGUAUCAAAAUCUGCAUUUUGGGAGUCUUCUUACUACUAGACAGAUAAUAGAAAGAAUUAUUCAAUUUGUUCAACGCAAGAGUUCAACUACGCGAAUAUCUUAUCUAAAGAGAGAAAUAUCAUCCUUAUUUUCCUGUUCUGAUUUGAGUUGUAACCUUUAAAUUAUAAGGAAACCUCCUGCUCUUAAAAAAUCUUAGAGAAAUUCUUUUA